This is a messenger RNA of Piliocolobus tephrosceles (Ugandan red Colobus), 2329 nucleotides long. It is a transcript of the gene NHERF1, whose product is annotated as NHERF family PDZ scaffold protein 1. Gene Ontology annotation, biological process: protein localization to plasma membrane. Lineage: Eukaryota; Metazoa; Chordata; Mammalia; Primates; Cercopithecidae. Bases 563 to 1639 code for a protein of 358 amino acids. The record is from RefSeq and is a predicted model, not a curated record. The transcript has 4 exons. Gene Ontology annotation, cellular component: apical plasma membrane. Gene Ontology annotation, molecular function: protein-membrane adaptor activity; signaling receptor binding.
GUCCUUUAUCCGAGUGCCGGCUCUCCUCACUCCCCGCCACAGGUAGGGGAAACCAGGCCUGAGCCGGCGGGCCCCACCGCCCAGAACCGGGAACUCGGCGGGCCACGCCCCUGCCACCCCAGCGCCCGCCGCUGGGUAACAAACACUUCCACUUCCUGGGCGCACUGUCUUCGCCCGCUGCGGGGCGCAGUGCCGAGCACAGGACCCGCCCCGCGCGUUCCCAUUGGCCGGCGCCGUUCACCGGACGGAGCGCCCCGGCCCGCAGCCCCCUAUUGGCCCGCGGAGGUCCCCACCCUCAGCGCGGCCCCGCCCCCGGGGUAAGGAGCUGGGGCGGGCUCUGGGACGCUCAGACGCCGCGCGGGGCGGGGAUUGGUUCGAGCAGUUCUCUCCGCUCCUCGCGGCCCGCGGCUGCCGGAGGUUCCUGGGACACCUGCUCGCUUAGCCCGUCCGGCGGCUCAGGGCUUCCCCGCUGCGCUCCUGGUUCGCUGGACGGGAAGAAGGGCUGGGCUGUCCCAUCCCCAUCGGAACCCCAAGUCGCGCCGCUGACCCGUCGCAGGGCGAGAUGAGCGCGGACGCGGCGGCCGGGGCGCCCCUGCCCCGGCUCUGCUGCCUGGAGAAGGGUCCGAACGGCUACGGCUUCCAUUUGCACGGGGAGAAGGGCAAGUUGGGCCAGUACAUCCGGCUGGUGGAGCCCGGCUCGCCGGCCGAGAAGGCGGGGCUGCUGGCGGGGGACCGGCUGGUGGAGGUGAACGGCGAAAAUGUGGAGAAGGAGACCCACCAGCAGGUGGUGAGCCGCAUCCGCGCCGCACUCAACGCCGUGCGCCUGCUGGUGGUGGACCCCGAGACGGACGAGCAGCUGCAGAAGCUUGGCGUCCAGGUCCGAGAGGAGCUGCUGCGCGCCCAGGAAACGCCGGGGCAGGCCGAGCCGCCGGCCGCCGCCGAGGCGCAGGUGGCUGGCAAUGAAAAUGAGCCUCGCGAGGCCGACAAGAGCCACCCGGAGCAGCACAAGCUUCGGCCUCGGCUCUGUACCAUGAAGAAGGGCCCCAGUGGCUUUGGCUUCAACCUGCACAGCGACAAGUCCAAGCCAGGCCAGUUCAUCCGGUCAGUGGACCCAGACUCCCCAGCUGAAGCUUCAGGUCUCCGGGCCCAGGAUCGCAUUGUGGAGGUGAAUGGGGUCUGCAUGGAGGGGAAGCAGCAUGGGGACGUGGUGUCCGCCAUCAGGGCUGGCGGGGACGAGACCAAGCUGCUUGUGGUGGACAGGGAAACUGACGAGUUCUUCAAGAAAUGCAAAGUGACCCCAUCUCAGGAGCACCUGAAUGGUCCCCUGCCUGAGCCCUUCACCAAUGGUGAGAUACAGAAGGAGAACAGUCGUGAAGCCUUGGCAGAGGCAGCCUCAGAGAGCCCCAGGCCAGCCCUGGUGAGAUCCGCCUCCAGUGACACCAGCGAGGAGCUGAAUUCCCAAGACAGCCCCCCAAAACAGGACUCCACAGCGCCCUCGUCUACCUCCUCCUCCGACCCCAUCCUGGACUUCAACAUCUCCCUGGCCAUGGCCAAAGAGAGGGCCCACCAGAAGCGCAGCAGCAAACGGGCCCCGCAGAUGGACUGGAGCAAGAAAAACGAACUCUUCAGCAACCUCUGAGCGCCCUGCUGCCAGCCACCCGGUGACUGGCAGGGCCGAGCCAGCCUUCCACCCCACCUUUUUCCUUCUCCCCAGUUACUCCCCUGAAUCAACGUACAAAUCAGCACCCACAUCCCCUUUCUUGACAAAUGAUUUUUCUAGAGAACUAUGUUCUUCCCUUACCUUAGGGAAGAUGAAUGUGUUACCGUCAUCCUGCAAUUAGAAAGGAGACUGCCUCCCUCCUCCUGAGUGCCUCAUCCUACCGGGUGUCCCUUUGCCACUCAGCCUGGGAUAUCGCUGGGACCUGCACCAUGCCAGGAUCGUGGGACCAGGCGAGAGGGCACCUUUCCUUCCUCCCCCGUUUGAUAAAUUGGGUCCAGGGCUGAUCACUGACUGCAGAACUGCCGCUCUCAGUGGACAGGGCAUCCGUUAUCCCAAGAGCUGUGGCAGACACAUCUUGCUUUCAUUUGAUUUUUGUUGUUAAGAGUGCAGUAUUGCAGAGUCUAGAGGAAUUUUUGUUUCCUUGAUUAACAUGAUUUUCCUGGUUGUUGCAUCCAGGGCAUGGCAGUGGCCUCAGCCUUAAACUUUUGUUCCUACUCCCACCCUCAGAGAACUGGGCAGCAGGGGAGGGUUUGGCUACCCCUGCCCAUCCCUGAGCCAGGUACCACCAUUGUAAGGAAACACUUCAGAAAUUCAGCUGGUUCCUCCAAA